This is a messenger RNA of Bufo bufo (common toad), 1694 nucleotides long. RefSeq lists its product as uncharacterized. The transcript is spliced from 6 exons. NCBI's taxonomy places the organism in Eukaryota, Metazoa, Chordata, Amphibia, Anura, Bufonidae. The record is from RefSeq and is a predicted model, not a curated record. Bases 326 to 1237 code for a protein of 303 amino acids.
ACUCUACAAAGUUCAGCUUCCUUCUCCUUAGAUCAGGAAUGAAAAUGGUUAACUGUUUGCAAACUAUACAGAAAGUGAAAGCAAGAUAUAAAUAGACAUCCUGGGGAAGGGCUUUUCUUUGCAACUUUUACUUGUUCUUCUCGUUACUUUACAAGUAUGUAGCAUGAUGGGAGUUGUAGUUUUCCAGUCUAGGCUGUAGAAGAUUACAUCAUUAGGUGUGUGACACACGGAAGAGGGCGUGCAUACCUGGCUCACGGGCCUAGUGUGAAGCUGAAUGAAUGUGCUGCCUCGGCCUCGCUGAGGUGUCGUCCCGUCGUUGCAGAAGAUGGGAUUGAAAACGUGGAUGGUUCUGCUUUGGAUCCUUCUUUUUGUUAAAGGUGUGUCCUUUGCGGAUAACUGUAGCGGACAUAAGAAUAUCAUGGUUUAUCCGGGAGAAGCUAUUAUUCUUGACAUUGAUGAAGAUGAGGUUAAGGAGAACGCCUUGAUUGAUGGCAACGGAAAGGACAUUGCAAGGAUAGAAAACGGAAAUUUGACAAUAAUAGAUGAGCGCUACAAAGAUAAUCUAACCGCCAAACGCUUCUCCUUCCACAUAAAAAGUACCGCCAUUGAGGGUAAAAAGAACUUUACUGCCAGUGUACUGUAUACAAAUGGAAGCCACUGUUCCCAGCACUAUAUGGUCACUGUCAAAGGCGGUGAGAUCUGUAGUGAAAUAAAGAAAAUUACAUUUACACUUGGCGACUAUUUCACACUAGACUUUGAUGCACCUGGAGUGGAGAACAUCACCUGGCUGUUCGGCAGUAAUAGAACCAUUGCUGUCACCAAAGACAAAGCAAAACUACAGAUUUUAGACAGUAAUUAUGAAGGAAGCUUGAGCGUCAUAAAUGCGUCCCUACGUAAAUACUGUGCAACCAAAGAGGACGUUGGAGACUAUACUGCCAGAGUAAUAUUCCACAAUGGCACCCGGUGCCAGCAAUACUAUUCUGUCACUGAACAGGAUUACAGAUGGUGGAUUUUUUUUCCAUUUAAUCUAGAUGUAAAAACACUAGCAUUAGCCAUAUUCAUAUUUGCAUUGGUUGGUUUAGGAAUAAAAAUUUAUCGGUUAAAGAGGAAGAAAACACAAGCAAAUAAGACCACACCGAGAAAUGACAAUAUAAUUAUCGAAAAAGAAAAUUCGCGUAAUCGUCUCGUAGAGGAAUACUGUCGGCGCAACUUCAUGUCACAGAGCCAACCAGUCUGAGGCGUUCAUUGCUGGUCCCAGUUCUCUCUCCUCACCCCCAGAACAUCUCCCUGUCCUCCUCCAGUAGUAUUUACAUUGUCCAUUCUUGUGGUGGACACAGUCAUGUAUGGCUGGCCUUGCUGUAAUGUGUAUGAGCACCUGGUUUGGGGCCACUAAACCGCCAGGAUGCCGGGGUCCCAGCAAAUGAAUUUUAAUUUACCUGGGAGAAGAGUCCAGUGAUGUCACUAUACCCAUGAAGCUGGGCAGUACACCUUCCUUCACUGUGCAUGUGCCUGACAUGCAGCUCAUGCGCUGUAAGGGAAGCUAGGUGUACUGCCCUUGACUGCAUCUGUGCCCCUGAUACCCCUAAAGGAGAAUCCUGGACUCUUCCCCAGUAUUUCCAUAUACAGUGAUCCCUCAAGUUACAAUAUUAAUUGGUUCCAGGACGACCAUUGUGUGUUGAAACCAUUGUAAGAUG